Molecule: messenger RNA, 444 nt
Organism: Didymella exigua CBS 183.55
Lineage: Eukaryota; Fungi; Ascomycota; Dothideomycetes; Pleosporales; Didymellaceae
Exons: 2
Coding region: 1-444 (147 amino acids)
Source: RefSeq, a predicted model, not a curated record
AUGUCUUCAGAUGCAGACUACGCCGCCUUCCUCGACAAAGCGAACCAAGAUGCUGCACCUGUCGAGCAGCAGGAUUCGAGCAAGGGCUACGGCACGAAGAGCGUGAAUACGUCGGUGCCCAAGGCGCUCGAGAGCAUCGAGGAGUACUAUGUUAGCGAUGCGGAUGAGCCGUUUGAACCUGUCGCGAUGGAAUUUGAGGGGGGCAGUGUAACUGCUGAUGACCUGAAGAAGCUGCUGGGUGAGGAUAAGAUUGAGGAGGUCAAGGAGCAUGGGUUUGAGACACAGUAUAAGAACGUGUUAAAUGCGGUCAAGAAGGCUGGCAAUGGAGAGGUCAAGGUCUUCAGAGUUGAUCUUGAUAGUACGAGGGCAGAGUACUAUGUUGUAUCUGUCGACAAGGACGGAGGGAAGCUUGUGGGAUUGAAGGCACUGAGUGUUGAGUCGUAG